Messenger RNA from Rhopalosiphum padi (bird cherry-oat aphid), 851 nucleotides. RefSeq names its product small ubiquitin-related modifier 3 (gene Sumo). Gene Ontology annotation, cellular component: nucleus. The transcript is spliced from 3 exons. Gene Ontology annotation, molecular function: ubiquitin-like protein ligase binding; protein tag activity. The record is from RefSeq and is a predicted model, not a curated record. Bases 253 to 537 code for a protein of 94 amino acids. NCBI's taxonomy places the organism in Eukaryota, Metazoa, Arthropoda, Insecta, Hemiptera, Aphididae. Gene Ontology annotation, biological process: protein sumoylation.
GCUUCCAUUUGUAUUUUGUUUAUUGUUGUCUGUUGUUUGCCUGUGGCGACUGGCGUCUGUGUCUGGCGUGUGAGUAACACUGUUCAUCAAUCUUGCCGGUAUACCCGAACCAACGAACCUUAUUCGUUUCGAAUAUAAAUUCGGAAGAUAUACAAUCGGAAAAUUGCAUCUCAGUCAUUUCACAGCCAUAGUGCAACCGCGUUGUCUUCAACACCGUUCGUCUAUUAAUCAAUUUAUAUACACACAUCAAAAAUGGCCGUAGACAAAGGAGACGCCCCUGAACACAUUAAUCUUAAGGUUCUUGGCCAAGAUAAUGCUGUGGUUCAAUUCAAGAUUAAGAAACAUACUCCUUUAAAAAAGCUCAUGAAUGCUUAUUGUGAAAGAACUGGUUUAGCUAUGGCAACUGUGAGAUUCCGAUUUGACGGACAGGCAAUUAGUGAAGCCGACACUCCUUCUUCUCUUGAAAUGGAAGAAGGCGACACCAUUGAAGUCUACCAACAGCAGACUGGCGGUUGCUUUUAUUUUAACUACUAUUAACUACUUACUAUUUUAUGUAUAAGUUUAUAUUUUAUUUAUAAAUCACAUUUCAUGUAUAUCAUUAGUUUUUGAAACCGCAUACCAAAUAUUUUCUAUUUUCCACUAAAGCUGGCAAUAUUAAAAAAAGUUAUGAAUAAUACAAAUUUAUAAUCAACUCAAACGAUAUCAAGAAUUAAUUACAAUAAACAGAUAAAUUUGAUGUGUAUGGAACAUAGAUAAAAUAUUUACUGUAAAACUAUUUGUAAACAAAUUUAUUCAUACUAUUAUUAUUUUUUUCAUAUUUCUCUAGCUUAAUAAACUUUUGAUAUAAUCAA